Lindgomyces ingoldianus is the source of this 1732-nucleotide messenger RNA. RefSeq lists its product as uncharacterized. Bases 224 to 1624 code for a protein of 466 amino acids. The record is from RefSeq and is a predicted model, not a curated record. NCBI's taxonomy places the organism in Eukaryota, Fungi, Ascomycota, Dothideomycetes, Pleosporales, Lindgomycetaceae. The transcript is spliced from 3 exons.
CGCAGGUCCACAACCUCAACAUCACUCACCACAACUUAUUGCGGCGCAUUAUCUUGUACCAGCUGGUCAUUGCUAAUUCAAUUGCAGUGUCGGGUUCUCUCUAGCGGCCGCGUGCUGCUUCCAGAUUCGUUUGUUUACAACCCCAACAACCUUACGUUUUCACCCGAACGACCUCCCUCGCCCUUUCCCGUGCGUGAAGUGACAGUCCAGACGCGACUUCGCCAUGGAGAGAACACCAUCACCACCGCGCCGGCUCCACACGCCACCAGCUCCCCUCCACGGCGCCAAAUUCGACAUCUACGAGCCCUACUCUCCACCACGACGGUCAAGCCGGGUUGCUGCUCAGCGUACUCAGGACCAACACCAGCCGCAUUCACCACUGCCACGGUCUGCGCAUGAAGCGACACCAAAGUGGCGAAGCUCUCCGAAGAACGCAGCGCCGCACACCUCCAGUCAAACCUUCUCUCCACCCUGUUCACCUGCCUCACCCUUCACUCACCGCACUCCCCACGCAACGCGUCGCGCGCACCUAAAUGUUGGCCCUGUAGAACCCGACUCUGAUCACAUCGCGCCGACUCCUUCCAGCCGAUAUCUCUCAACAAUGGAGCCUCACAGCAUGCUCCCAACUCCGGCCAAGACGCCCCGGAAACGCGCCCUUCACUCCAAAGAGGAUCUCAGCUCCGCUACCCGCGCGCUAUUCCCUGGUCGCCCCGCUACGGUCGAAGAAGCCAUGCCAACCCCGCGCAAGAGCCGCAAGAGCAGGAAGAAUGUGUUCACUCUAGAGAGCUUCGCUGAGCAGAUGGAUGAAGAAACCGAUAAGAUUGAGGUCUACACCGACUCAAAAGAGCGAGUCCCGGAGAUUGAUCACACCCCGGAUAAUCCCUUCCUCUCCAAGAAAGGCAAGGGCAAGGGCAAGGCGAAGGCAAAUGGCACCACCCGUACCCGUGAUGCAAAUACCAUCGAGAUGGAGGAGGCCGUGGCAAAGGGUGAGGGUAUGAUCUAUAUGUUCCGUGGCCGCAAGGUCCUCCGCAAAUACCACGAUGCUCCCCGGCCCAAUGCCGAUAGGGCCUCGCCCGAGUUCUCCCAAGAUGCGCUCCGUCGUCGUGUUGGAACGGAGGCCCACCGCCCGUUCACCCGCUCAUCCAUCCAGCCUCGUCGCCUGUUCCAAGAAGAGAUCAAAGUCCGAGAUGGCGAGAUGGGCCCUGAUGAUGUUGACGAGGAGGCCGUUACUGAUAUCGAAGUUCCCAUUGCCAGUCCGAGCCAGUCUAAGUAUGGAGGUCGUAAGGGUCGCAAAGCCGAGGAGAUUGCCACCCCUGUGAAACCGAAAUUCAAGGAAGACUUCGUGCCAACCACCCCACCAUCUACCGUCCGCCCCAAGCACGGCAAGCAGGUCAAGCCGGUCAAGGAUGAGUAUGCUAUGGAAAUUGAUGAGGAAGCAGAGACCCCACAUGCCACGGCUGACGAACUGGAGACUUCACCGGCUGCCAACACCCGCAGCAAGAACCCCAGCCCAUUCGAUUCCUGGACCCGUACCAAGUCAGUUUCACGUACUCGCAGGGCUAAGAAGCGAGGCGGUGAAGCGUUGGAGAGCAUGGAUGACAAGAAAAUUAGGACAUCACAUUGAUGCGGGAAUAGACAUUGAUGUCUGUAUCUCGCAUCCAACUUUCGGAAUUCGGAGUCACGGAGUCACUUUUACGACAUAACGACUGCACGAAAAUGAGUUGGAUAUUGC